This is a messenger RNA of Hyaloperonospora brassicae, 1290 nucleotides long. The record is from the annotation of a GenBank genome assembly. Lineage: Eukaryota; Oomycota; Peronosporomycetes; Peronosporales; Peronosporaceae.
AUGACGGCAGAAGUGCCUUCAACGAUCACGUCGGACGAGACCGCGCCUCCGAUGGAGAAUGUCCCGGCUCAGUUGACGCCCAACCGAAAGGUCUCAGCUAAAGCCGCGCGACAGGGAAAAGCUCCGCGUCCCUUUGACGACGACGCAGGUCUGUUCAAGACAGUGUGUCGGUCGUUCAUGCAGAAAAAAAGUGCGUUUGGCGACAAGUGCCGCAAGAACCACUUUGUGACCCGACGCGAGUCGGACGCUGAGGAGAAAGCGGAACGCGCUGGUUCAGCGGCUUUGAAUGGGGAAGAGCAGGGGGAAAAGAAGAAGCCGACGAACAUGGAGGAGAAGAAGAAGGAGAAGACACAUACGGUCGUGGGGAAGGACAUGACAAAGAUGAUGAAGGACAUGCAGAUGACAAGUGGCCGGAAGUCGAGCGAUGACGACAAGAAGUCCACGAGUGAAGCGGCAAAAGACCAGGAGUCGAGCAGCAGCACGUCUAGAGAAGCAGAGGCUGGUACUGUGGACAAGCACGACAAGCAAAAGGAGAAGGAGACCAAGACGAAGACGAAGAAGAAGAAGAAGAGCCACGACAGACGUCAGACCAGCAAGAAAAACACCGAGAGCUUCGAGCCGAUGAUCAAACCAGUGGAUCUCCGCAUCACGUUCGACCUGGGCUCGAAAGAUGCUCAGUUCUCGACGCCGCUGACUUCGCGUGACGUCGUGCUCGUGCCCAACCUCUUCAGCGACUACAAAAAGGGUGAGCUCUACGCUAAGCUCAUGCACGAGUUGGACCACUGCGACAUCCCACGUGAGCAGUUGCUGAAGAUGUGGCACGGCAACGACAAGAUUGACGGCACGCAUCUCAUUGUAGACGACCGGUCAAGUUGGAAGGCCAAGUGCCCUACGUUCGACCUCGUCACGGACCGACUCAAGCGGUUCUUCCAUCUUGACAUCAAAGCGACUCGCUUCAACUGGUACAAGGACACGUCGCAGUGGAAACCGUUCCACUUUGACGCAGCGGCGGUAAAGCCUCACCUCGCCACCAUUCAGAACUUCACGGUCGGCGUCUCGUUUGGAGCUACGCGGGAUGCCGCUUUUGAGCACGCAACGACCAAAACCGUAGUGAGUGUGCCGCAGCCGGACGGAUGCGUCUACGCCUUUUCGCGGGACACAAACGUGCUUUGGCGCCACGGCAUUCUCCACGAUGUGCCAGUGCGGGACGAAGGUCGUAUCUCGGUCAUUGCGUGGGGAUGGGUGGACAACAUGGCGGACGUUGCGUCUCCGGCUGUCCCAACGGCGUAG